AUGUCAGAAGCAACCGCCACUGCUGAUAUUGAUGCUGUAGAAAAUACAACCACAACCACAACUACAACUACAACUACAACUACAACCACAAACAAUACAGAUAACAAUACAAAUAAUAUAAAUAUGGCAUCACCAAUAAAUAAUAAUAGUGGUUUAUUUGGUAACUUAAAUGCCAAUCCAUUACUAAAUACACCAGAGGAUAAUGAUUUAUUAGUCAAAACUGUAGCAGAAGGAUACUCACAUUAUUUAGGAUAUUCACAAAGUACCAAUGAACAAGCUAAAAAUAUAGAUGAUACCAUUGAAUAUAUGUUGGCAAGAAUUGACGAAUUUGGUGCAUUUGUUGAAACUAUUCAAACCGAUUCAGAUAAAACAGAAUCAAAAUUAAUACCAUUAUUACUCGAAAAAACUCAAGAGGUUCAACAAUUAUUUCCAAUCAUUGACAAAUUAGCAGAGUUAUCAGGUAACAUUAAUAAAAACAUUACAGUAUUAGAAGAUAGAUUAAACCAAGCUGAUAAGCAUAUUUCAACUUUAACUGGUAAAUCAAACCCAUUAAAAUGGGUAUUAUCACACAUUCAAAAAGAAGAAGAUAUUUUACAACAAAUUAAAAACUCACAAGAUCAAAAUAAUAAUAUUCCUAAAUUCGAACCAAUCAAAGUACACAACACAACCGAGUUUUUUAAACAAUUAAGAAAUCAAGCACAACCAAAUACCAAUAGCAAUAUAGUACAAGAUCAAGUAACUAAAGAAUAA
Molecule: messenger RNA, 750 nt
Organism: Dictyostelium purpureum
Lineage: Eukaryota; Evosea; Eumycetozoa; Dictyosteliales; Dictyosteliaceae
Exons: 3
Coding region: 1-750 (249 amino acids)
Cellular component (GO): BLOC-1 complex
Source: RefSeq, a predicted model, not a curated record